Fusarium keratoplasticum is the source of this 2094-nucleotide messenger RNA. RefSeq names its product Zn(2)-C6 fungal-type domain-containing protein. Gene Ontology annotation, cellular component: nucleus. The transcript has 6 exons. The record is from RefSeq and is a predicted model, not a curated record. Gene Ontology annotation, molecular function: zinc ion binding; transcription cis-regulatory region binding; DNA-binding transcription factor activity, RNA polymerase II-specific. Gene Ontology annotation, biological process: regulation of DNA-templated transcription; DNA-templated transcription. Bases 1 to 2094 code for a protein of 697 amino acids. Lineage: Eukaryota; Fungi; Ascomycota; Sordariomycetes; Hypocreales; Nectriaceae.
AUGAAUGCCGAUGCGUCUUCGGGCCAACCUGACGGCCAGCCAAGACGCGGAACCUCGAGACCACGCCGCAACGGCGCCGGCACCGACAAUGCGGAUGGAUCUUCCGGUCGAAGAAAGGCUUGCAACGAGUGCAAGCAGCAAAAGCUGCGGUGCGACCUCACUUAUUGUGACACAACAAAUCUUCCAGUUUGUAGCCGAUGCAACCGCCUUGGACUGGAGUGCAAGAUUGAGCUUGGAUUUAGGAGAACAAGAAAGCGGAGACGGUCGGUCGACUUGGUAAACGAGAUCCGCGAUUUGAAGAAACGGCUGGAGGAAGCUCAGGAUGGCUCCAACACAAACCCAACAUUAGAGACAGCUCAAACCAGGCCAACAAGUGAGAUGGAUUGGGCACUACCCGCGACUGCUGGAGGUCUUCUACCCACCCCCUCGGUUGACGCAAACCUGGGUCAACUUCAACUCGAUAGCAGCCGUUCGACCGUUCCGCCUAUGCAACAACCACCUCCGCCCCCGAUCCCUGUCGAUGAGUCCCCUACAGCAACAACCGAUGCUACAGAACAUUCACGUGCUCCUGGCCUCACUACCCGACCUGUUAUCGAUGAGCCUGGUCCGCACCGACGCUUCUCUAGUUCCCGCCCACGUCCGCAGGCGCUGGGUAACACGGCGCUCUCGGUCGAAGAGAUUGAAGAGCUGUUCAAUAUUUAUCGGACAUCGUAUCAUCCUCAUAUGCCGGUUAUUGAUAUCAACAGAUCUCCUCAAGAGUAUUACCACCUAUCUGAGCUUCUGUUUUGGACCAUCAUCUCGGUCGCCUCUAGGCGCCUGUCAUCCCAUCCAACAUUAUUGCCCAAGCUCGCUAGAAGCGUAACGGAUCUCAUGUGGAAGACACUGCGGUCCGUCUCCUACUCCAUAACGACAGUCCAGGCAUUGGCCCUCCUCUGCACCUGGCCCUUCCCGACAAGCAGCAGCACGGCAGACCCGACUUUCAUGCUUGUAGGAACAAUGCUACAAAUAGGGACACAGAUAGGCCUGCAUCGUGCUCUUAGUGCCCAAGACUUUUCUAAAGUACCUAUCAAACUGGAAGCAUUAGAGUAUGCUGAAUGGGUGCGAACCUGGGAGGCCUGCAACAUUGUAGCGCAAAGUGUGAGUGUUGGCUGUGGCCUUCCCAUAUUCGUACAGACACAUGAUGGUCCUUCAUCAGUGACCCAGAUGACAGAGUUGUCAGAUUCCCCCGCCCCAGACCUGUCGCUUGUUUACCGUCGUCGGGUAGAACAAUUUAGACUGAGGGUAUCCUCUUCCCUCGAGCGUCAUGUUCCAGAAGAUGGGGAUGGUGCUCGUGCAGAUGAGAGGUUGACCUUGUACCGUCUACUUAACAUGGAUUUAGCCGAUCUAGAGUGCGAAUGCGGCCCAGAAAGAGCCUUGAACGUAUGGUACCUCACAGCAGCUAAGCUGCAUCUGCAUGCAUCCUACCUUCUUGACGAUGCCACUACGGAUGGUUACAAAGACAGAAUCAUCACACUCUAUCUCACAGCGCAACGUCUCAUAGAGCUAAGCAUCGACAAAGCCACGGAAAAGACAGGGUUCUGUCACUACUGCCCGUUUUUUUGCUACCAAGUCUUUACUUGCGCUGCAUUUGUGGUCCUCAAGAUUCUAAUGAACGGCUAUUUCCGCUCCAUCAUCGAUGUCAGUGCUGGCACAAAGAAUCUCGAAGCCGCCAUCGCCGCCCUCCGAAAGAUCAGCGUUGUGAACAACGACUUACCUGCCAGACUCGGAGACGUCAUUGGCUUCUUCUGCGCGCUGCCUGACACAACCGUCGUUGGCGGUGUGACCAUCGACGACUUACGCUUACGGCAAGUGAAGAACAGAAUGAGCAUGAGUGUAGUGUACGACUGCUUGUGGACAUGGAGACGAUACUUUCAAGAGGAAAAUGAGAAGGACGUGGGGGAUGCCCCCUUCGCGGCUCAAGACAAGUCACCAAUUGCACCCAAGUUGCUUACAAGCAUGCUGACAUAUCUUAAUACAGAUAAUUGUCACUCCCGAAGAUCUGCAAAGAUCUUUCAGCUUCGAUAUCCCUAUGGAGAUAGGUGGCUUCCUGGAUAG